Messenger RNA from Rubroshorea leprosula, 8429 nucleotides. The record is from the annotation of a GenBank genome assembly. Lineage: Eukaryota; Viridiplantae; Streptophyta; Magnoliopsida; Malvales; Dipterocarpaceae.
GGUGAGGGAAUCAAAGAAAGUACCGAGCUUGGGAGGGAGAGGGAGACUCGGCGACAGGUGAAGGUGACGGAAAGGAAGGAAGGGCAAAUGCGAUUGCAAUGGAGGGUAAUGGUAACAGUAACAAUCUGUCUAGCUUGGUACGCGAACUUCGAGAACGCAUAGCGGCAUCAUCAUCGACGCCACCCAACAGCGGUGAUGAUGACGCUCUGGAGAACCGAUUCCGUGCUGUUCUCCCCAAUCUACUCCAAGCCUACGUUGUUCCUUCUUCAGCCAAUGAGAGAGAAGUGAUAGCUGUGUUGAGGCUCAUCUCCCACAUUUCAAAGAAUUAUCCGGGAGUUUUUUACCGUGGACGGGCAAGCUCUAUUUUACCAGUUGUUGGUCGGAUAUUGCCUUUCUUUGCGGAACCCGCUUUCCGCUCUCGACAUGGAGUGAUUUUUGACACUGUUGGAUCCCUUUUGUCCUUACUUCGUAGUGGAUCACAAGAGGCAUUCCGUACAUUUUUCAUUGAUGCCAUGGUGGCCAUUGAAGCAAGUAAUAGACCUGCCAAUGGCUCUGGUAUGCUAGUCAAUCUAUCAGGCAAAAACAGGUGGCAAUCUUUCUCGACUUGGGUGAUCAAACUUCUUACUAAGUGCUUAACUGAAGGCACACUGUAUGUUGAAGGUCUCAUCAGUACAUCAUUUGUUUUUGCUGCUUGCUCCUUUUUAUGUUACGGAGAUGCGGAUUUGCAUAUGGCAUGUUUUGACUUUGCAAGCAUCAUUGGAUCAGCAAUAACCUGCUGCAUUGUUCCUCAUGAGAAUUUAAUCCUGUCAAUAGCCACCAUAUUAAGUGAAUCUGAAGACAAAGGGCUUCCUGUAUUCAGGAAUAUGGCUUAUGAUUCCUCCAUGGGUGGUUGCCUUGCAAUACUGUACACUAGCUGUUCUGAUGAUGUUGUUAGGCUAACAGCUAAACAUUUAGUUGAUGCUUUUCAUCGGUCAAUUUGGAGAACCAAAAGCAUGAAGCUUAAGGCUGCACUGUGCAGUGCAUACAUACGAAUUGUAAAAAUGUGCCCUCCUCACAUCUGGAAUCCAGAAUCUCUCAUACACACACUUAGUUGUCCUGAGCCUUGCAUUUCAUUGAUUGAUUGCUUUCGAGUAGCUCUUUGCAUUCUUGGUCCUGAUCGUUUUGAUGGAGGGACAACAGCUCAUAAUGUUUUGGACUUAUCAACAUUGGGUGAUAAAUCAAUUGAAAUCUUGAAGGUUGGAGAAAAAAGGCAUAAUCAUGAUAUAGAUACUUUCAGUAACAAACGCCAAAAGGUAGAUGGACAAAUUUUAGUUUCUAAUGCGAAUGGUCCAGGGGUAACUCAUUUUGUUACUUAUGAAAGAGAAGAAGGAUAUGCAGACUCUAUGUAUAAAUCACUUCUUUCAUUUGUUGAGCUUCUGAAUCCUAUUACCAAACCUAAUUCAUUAAGACCAGAUGUUGCGCUUACCGCUCUUAGCAUGCUUUGCAUUGCCUUCUGUAGAUAUCCACAGAUCCAUAUGUCACAGUUCAUCUUUAAGCAGAUGGUCUCAUGGAUUCCCUGGAUAUGUGAGCAGGCAAAGGCAGGAAGUUCAAUUGCUCUUGAUAUUUCCAUCUAUCUGGAAGGAAUUCAUAGCAUAUUGGUUAUAGAAGGUAAUGAGAAUAAGCUGUUCAAGAAUGAAGUUGAAAAUGUGGAUCUUAUAAAUGUGGUGUUAAAGCUUCCAUGGACCCAUAGUCUAGUGGUCCACAAACCUCAUCCUGCAUGGAAAGCAAAAUGUGCCUCCAUUAAAAUUUUGUUGAAGCUUGGUCCAAGCUUUAGUGCUGGAACUGGUUUUGAAGUCUUGGAUUUCGCUGUUCAGGAUGAAGUUGAGGAAGUUAGAAUUGAAGCUAUUCUUUCCAUGCCAGUAAUGGUCUUCUGGUCUGGUCUUUAUGCACUAAAUCAUGUCUUCAAAAGGCUUGAGCUCUGGGGGAAAGAUGAGCAUGAAAAAAUUAAAAAAGUCAUACCUUUCUCUCUUGGCUUUUUAUCAUGUCUUUGUGGAUCUUAUGAUGGUGUUGAUGGUCAAGAUAGAAGUGCUUGCAAAUUCUAUUUAAAUGUUGAAGACGAGAGUACAAUUGAGAUAUUAGAUCGUUUGCAUAAAGGAUUCUGGUGUUCAAAGUGUGACAGAAGCAUCGUAUCCAAUCAUGAGCAACAUUCUAAAAUCAUGCAGCUUCCUGAAGCACAGAGCAUAGAAACUGGUCUCAAUUGUGAUUUUGUCUUUCUUCACUCUCUAUAUUUUAAGCUUCUUUAUGAUGAGUCUUUGGAAGAGGCUCAACUUGCCUGUGUGGAAGUUAUUCGAAGGAUCCUUUUACAUGGUACGAAAGAUGUUCUGCUUAGAAUGAGAUCUGAAUGGGUUAAAUGCAUUGAUUUUCUUCUACUUAACAGAAACAAGGCUAUAAGAGAAGCAUUCUGCACUCAAAUUGCUUUCUUCCUUCAGGAUCCUAUUUUGAGUUGUUUAUUUUCAGAUGGUGAUGUUUCACAUAAAGGCAAUGAAGAAAAGUUCUUGGAUAUAAUUAAACACGCUCUGGAAGCAGCUGAAGAUCCCCAGAUGAUUGAGACUCUUAUGGAAUCUACAUCAGAAGUCAUGAUGGCAGUUGAUGUUUAUGGCCAGCUUUUCUCAUUUUCUUUGAUCUUGUUGGUUGAUCAGCUUGACAAUCCACACAUGACAGUUAGAAUGAAUGCAUCAAGGUUAAUACACAGAUCCUGCUACUUCCAUUUUAAAGGGGGAUUUGAACUCUUGCUUUCUAAAUCUGUUCAUAUUCGCAAUGAGCUGUUUGAUUAUCUAUGUUUGAAUCUUGCAAGACGUCCUAAUAUGACCAAAGAGUUUGCAGAGGCAGUUCUCGGUAUUGAAACUGAAGAAUUGCUUAAAAAAAUGGUUCCUGUUGUUCUUCCGAAGCUUGUGGUGUCUCAGCAGGAUAAUGUUCAAGCUGUUGACAACUUGUAUGAGUUGACCAAAUGUUUGAAACUUGAAUUGGUGUCUCUGAUAGUAAACUGGCUACCUAAAGUGCUUGCUUAUGCUCUCCAUCAAGCAAAUGAACAGGACUUAGUCUCUGCGUUACAGUUUUAUCAUGCAAAGAUUGGUUCUAACAACCAAGAAAUCUUUGCAGCUGCAUUGCCUGCACUUUUAGAUGAACUUAUUUGCUUCAUUGAUGGGGUCGAUUUAAUAGAAAUAAACCAAAGGUUAGAUCGAGUUCCACAGAUGAUAAAAAAAGUUGCCAGGGUUCUGACUGAUGCUGAAGAUCUUCCAGCCUUCUUGAGGAAUCAUUUUGUUGGCCUCCUUAACAGUAUUGACAGAAAGAUGUUGCAUUCAGAUGAUUUUUUUCUGCAGAAGCAAGCUUUGGGACGCAUUGAGAUGCUUAUUAAAAUGAUGGGUUCACACUUAAGUACUUAUGUGCCAAAAUUAAUGCUGGCAAAGGUUUCACCAUCUAGCACUAAACAUGUAAUUUCACAAGUUUUUGCUGCUCUUAUACCAUUGCUGGAGAGAGACAAGGAAAAUACCCCAAUGCAUUUGAAUAAGGUGGUUAGAAUAUUAGAAGACCUAGUGUUAACGAACAGGAUUAUCCUGAAGGAGCACAUUCAUGAGUUUCCUCUAAUGCCCAACGUUCCUGCGUUAGUGGAAGUGAACAAAGCAAUACAAGAAGCUCGUGGAUCAACGAACUUGAAGGAUCAAUUGCGAGAUGUUGUUGACGGUUUGAAUAAUGAGAACUUGAAUGUUAGAUAUAUGGUAGCAAGUGAAUUGAGCAAGUUGCUGACACUGAGCAGGGAGGAUGUUGCAACUCUGGUAACUGGUGAAGCUGGUCCAGACAUGGAUAUCCUGAGCUCUUUGAUCACAUCUUUACUCAGAGGGUGUGCAGAAGAAUCAAGAACUGUGGUAGGACAGAAACUCAAGUUAGUGUGUGCUGAUUGCCUUGGUGCACUUGGUGCAGUUGAUCCUGCAAAAGUGAGAGGAGUUGCGUGCAAUUGCUUUAAAAUUCAAUGUUCAGAUGAUGACCUUAUUUUUGAGUUGAUCCACAAGCACCUUGCCAGGGCUUUUAGGGCUGCAUCAGAUACAAUCAUUCAAGACUCUGCUGCUUUGGCCAUACAGGAGCUCCUAAAGAUUGCUGGCUGUGAGGCAUCACUUGAUGAGAAUGUUGCUGGUUAUAAUUCACUGGGGGUGAAGGAUAAAGAGCCUUUAAAAGCUACUACAUCCGGGAUCAAGAGUCCUGUUAGCAGCAGUGAGAUGAAUGCGAGGGGUCAGAAAUUAUGGGAUAGGUUCUCUAACUAUGUCAAAGAGAUAAUAGCACCUUGCUUGACCUCUCGAUUUCAGCUUCCAAAUGUAGCUGAUUCUGCAUCCUCUGGACCAAUUUACCAGCCUUCCAUGUCAUUCAGAAGGUGGAUUUUCUCUUGGAUAAGAAAACUAACUGCCCAUGCAACUGGAUCCCGUGCUGAUAUUUUUAACGCUUGUCGAGGUAUAGUUCGUCAUGAUAUGCAAACAGCGAUAUAUCUCCUGCCAUAUUUAGUUCUCCAUGCUGUCUGCCAUGGCACUGUGGAGGCACGCCAUGGUAUUACAGAGGAAAUCCUAUCAGUUCUUGAUGCUGCAGCAUCAGAGAACAGUGGGGUUGCAGUUCAUGGAUUAAGUGGUGGACAGGGUGAGGUUUGUAUUCAAGCUGUGUUUACUCUUCUGGAUAAUCUUGGCCAGUGGAUGGAUGAUGUUGAACAAGAGCUGGCUCUCUCUCAGUCUUUCCAAGCAUCAGCUUCUAAGCAACAGUUGUCAAAGUCAAAGGAUCCAAACCUGAAUUCCUUUCCAAAUCAAGAUCAACUUCUUGUACAAUGUAAAUAUGUUUCGGAACUUUUAAGUGCAAUUCCAAAUGUUACCCUUGCUAGGGCUUCCUUCAGGUGUCAAGCCUAUGCUAGGUCUUUAAUGUACUUUGAGUCUCAUGUUCGUGGUAAGUCUGGUUCCUUCAACCCUGCAGCUGAGAGGAGUGGCAUAUUUGAGGAUGAAGAUAUCUCAUACCUAAUGGAAAUAUACAGCUUUCUGGAUGAACCUGAUGGACUAUCAGGUUUGGCAUGCUUACGUAAAUCAUUGAGUUUACAAGAUCAGCUCCUUAUAAACAAAAAGGCAGGAAACUGGGCAGAAGUUUUAACAGCUUGUGAACAGGCUUUGCAGAUGGAGCCCACAUCAGUUCAGAGGCAUUCAGAUGUUCUUAACUGUUUGCUAAACAUGUGCCAUCUUCAGGCCAUGGUUACCCAUGUGGAUGGUUUGAUUUCUAGGAUACCUAAAUACAAGAAAACAUGGUGCAUGCAAGGAGUGCAGGCAGCAUGGAGGCUUGGCAGGUGGGAUUUAAUGGACGAAUACCUUAAUGGAGCAGAUGAAGAUGGCUUACUUUGUAGUAGCUCUGAAAGUAAUGCCUCUUUUGAUAUGGAUGUUGCAAAGAUUCUGCAGGCAAUGAUGAAGAAGGAUCUGUUCUCUGUUGCUGAGAAAAUUGCAAUGUCCAAACAAGCUCUCAUUGCUCCUCUGGCUGCUGCUGGCAUGGAUUCUUACACUCGGGCUUAUCCUUUUAUUGUAAAACUUCACUUGCUUACAGAGCUUGAGGACUUCCAUACACUUCUUGGUGAUGAUUCCUUCUUGGAGAAAUCAUUUCAUCUGGGUGAUCAGGGUUUCACUAAAGUUACAGAGAACUGGGAAAAUCGACUUAGAUUUACCCAACCAUCACUCUGGGCUAGGGAGCCAUUGUUGGCCUUUAGGAGACUAGUAUUUGGUGCUAGCAGGCAUGGUGCUCAAGUUGGGAAUUGCUGGCUUCAAUAUGCAAAGCUCUGCCGUUUGGCAGGUCACUAUGAAACAGCAAACAGAGCAAUUCUAGAAGCCCAGGCUUCUGGUGCACCUAAUGUUCACAUGGAAAAGGCUAGGCUUCUUUGGAGUACCAGGCGUUCUGAUGGUGCCAUUGCAGAAUUGCAGCAAUGUCUCCUGAACAUGCCUGUGGAAGUUGUUGGCUCUGCUGCACUAUCAUCUAUUACUAGCCUUUCUCUUGUUCCACUGAAUCCGCAACCUCUACUUGGUGAUACCCAAGCUUUGAAUGAGAAUCGAGAUAUAGCUAAAACCCUCCUCUUAUAUUCUAGGUGGAUUCAUUACACUGGUCAGAAGCAGAAAGAAGAUGUGUUGAGUCUUUAUUCCAGGGUCAGGGAACUGCAGCCCAAGUCGGAGAAAGGAUACUUCUAUGUGGCAAAGUAUUGUGAUGAGGUGCUUGUUGAUGCCAGAAAACGUCAAGACGAGAAUUUUGAAGUAGGUUCAAAGAUACGUCUUUCAAAUUCUGCCUGUGUUGCUCCUUUGAAUCCAAAUACCGAUAAAUGUUGGUGGUUUUAUCUUCCUGAUGUGCUAAUAUAUUAUGCAAAAGGGCUUCAUAGGGGUCACAAAAACCUUUUCCAAGCACUUCCAAGAUUAUUAACCCUGUGGUUUGACUUUGGGAGCUUUUAUCAGCGAAGUGCCUCCACCUCCAACAAGGAUUUGAAAAAUGUUAAUGGGAGGGUAGUAAGUAUCAUGAGAGGCUGUUUGAAGGAUUUGCCUACUUAUCAGUGGUUAACAGUAUUGCCUCAGUUGGUUUCUAGAAUCUGCCACCAAAAUGAAGAAAUUGUUCAGAUGGUCAAACAUAUCAUUACCUCUGUUCUGAGGCAAUAUCCACAACAAGCAUUAUGGAUCAUGGCAGCAGUUUCAAAAUCCACUGUUCCCUCCAGGCGGGCAGCUGCUGCAGAAAUCAUUCGUGCUGCAGGAAAGGGAUUCAGCCAAGAACAUAGUGGCAACAAUUUGUUUGUUCAGUUUGCUAGUCUUGUUGAUCAUCUUAUCAAGUUGUGUUUUCAUUCAGGCCAGGCAAAAGCAAAGACUAUUAAUAUCUCAACUGAAUUCAGUGCAUUAAAAAGGAUGAUGCCUCUGGGAAUUAUCAUGCCAAUUCAACAGUCUCUUACUGUCAGUCUGCCAACAUAUGAUCCCAAUCUCACCGGGCCACUUUCGUCUGAUGUCUUUUCUGGUGCAGAUCUCCCAACAAUAUCUGGAAUAGCUGAUGAAGCUGAGAUUCUUUCUUCUCUUCAGCGGCCCAAGAAAAUUGUUUUAUUGGGCAGUGAUGGCAUUGAACGUCCAUUCCUCUGCAAACCCAAAGAUGAUCUCAGGAAAGAUGCCCGUAUGAUGGAGUUCACUGCAAUGAUCAACCGCUUAUUGUCCAAAUACCCUGAAAGCCGUCGAAGGAAGCUCUAUAUCCGUACCUUUGCUGUGAUUCCUCUAACAGAGGACUGUGGUAUGGUGGAGUGGGUGCCCCAUACACGUGGACUCCGGCACAUACUUCAAGACACAUACAUCAGAUGUGGCAAAUUUGAUAGGCAGAAGACAAAUCCACAAAUUAAACGGAUUUAUGAUCAAUGUCAAGGUAAAAUGCCUGAAGAUGAGAUGCUGAAGACCAAGAUUCUUCCAAUGUUCCCACCAGUUUUCCACAAAUGGUUCUUGACCACUUUUUCUGAGCCAGCUGCUUGGUUUAGAGCUCGUGUUGCUUAUGCUCACACUACUGCAGUUUGGUCCAUGGUUGGUCAUAUUGUGGGGUUGGGUGACAGACAUGGGGAGAACAUUCUUUUUGAUUCGACCACCGGUGACUGUGUUCAUGUUGACUUCAGCUGCUUAUUUGACAAGGGCCUGCAGUUGGAGAAGCCAGAGCUAGUGCCUUUCAGGCUAACCCAGAACAUGAUUGAUGGAUUGGGCAUUACUGGAUAUGAGGGCAUCUUUUUGAGGGUUUGUGAGAUCACACUUACAGUGCUGAGGACACACAGGGAAACUUUAAUGAGUGUUCUUGAAACUUUCAUUCAUGAUCCUCUCGUAGAGUGGACAAAAUCUCACAAAUCUAGUGGGGUAGAAGUUCAGAACCCGCAUGCACAGCGAGCCAUCAAUAAUAUUGAGGCAAGGUUGCAAGGGGUGGUAGUUGGUGUUGGAGCAGCACCAUCUUUGCCCCUAGCAGUUGAAGGUCAAGCUCGUCGCUUGAUUGCAGAAGCCGUCUCACACAAGAAUCUUGGAAAGAUGUACAUAUGGUGGAUGCCAUGGUUUUGAGAAACUGCUGUGAAUUGAGAAGUAUUCUUGUUUCAUCAUAUAUGCUGAAAUUGAAUCACAGGAAUGGAUAGGUAUGAAGAAGCAUUUUUGUCCAAAGGUGGCUGACAAUUUCUAGUACUACCUGCAUGCUGUCUCUCCAUCAAUGCACAGGCUUUGUUGUAACAUGGAAAGGAUUUUGAACAUAUAAAAUGGCCUAUAAAUUUAAAUUGUAUAAUUAAUUAUCUUCUCUAUACUUCACUGGGUGUAGAUUUUCUGUUGUGUAUAUAAUCCCUCUUAUUUGUAAAUAUAUAUAUAUAUAUAUGUAUAUAUAUUUGGGGUAAAUGAAAGUUUAGAGGGUGG